AUGUUGUCUACAGUUAUACGAAGGAUGUGUACCGCUGGAGAGCAACGUUUGGUUUGGAUUGAUUGCGAGAUGACAGGGCUAAAUCAUGAAAAACAAACGUUAGUAGAAAUCGCGACGAUUGUCACUGACGGCGAUCUUAAUGUGGUUGCUGAAGGACCGGACAUCGUUAUAAACCAACCAGAAGCUGUUCUGCGAAAUAUGGAAGACUGGCCAAGGGAGACAUUCUCAAAAAACGGCCUUCUUCAGAAAAUUCGCGAGAGUACUGUUAGCCUGCGCGAAGCAGAAGAUAUGGUGCUGGAAUUCCUGAAGAGGAACACAGUUAAAGGAAGAUGUCCCCUGGCAGGAAAUAGCGUUCAUAUGGAUAGAAGAUUUAUUUCCAAGUAUAUGCCUCGACUUGAUAAACAUCUCCAUUACCGUAUUGUGGAUGUUUCUACUGUUAAAGAACUGGCUUCCAGAUGGUUUCCCGAAGAGUACGCGAAGGCACCAAUAAAAAAAGGGACUCACAGAGCUUUAGAUGAUAUACGUGAAAGCAUUGAAGAGCUACGUUUCUACCGCUCUGCGAUUUUUCGACAAUGA
Molecule: messenger RNA, 576 nt
Organism: Haemonchus placei
Lineage: Eukaryota; Metazoa; Nematoda; Chromadorea; Rhabditida; Trichostrongylidae
Source: the annotation of a GenBank genome assembly